AUGUCUCAUGAAACUCAAUCAUCAACGCUCGCUGCAUUGCAGCCUCUGACCCAGAAGUUGAGCCAGGGGUCAGUCAUCACACCGGAUGAUCCGUCAUACAAGCUUCACUCGGAGCCGUUUGCCAUUCAGAAGCAGCUUUACCCGUCGGUGGUUCUCAUUCCAAGCACCAUCGAAGAGCUGUCCUCUAUCGUGCGGUUUUUGUACUCCUCGAGCUUGGAAUUUGCAAUCCGCGGUCAUGGAUUCAAAUCGCCUUCCGCCAAAGACGUGAUCGUUAGCAUGCUGAGCUUCAAGAGCCUGGAAUAUGACUCGACCAAGAAGAUUGCUACGGUUGGUGCGAGUGCAACUUGGGAAGAAGUAGUAGGGUUCAUGGAACAAGUUGACCCCGAUUACUCAGUUCCUGCAGCCCGUACACCUAGCAUCGGAGUCACGGGAUCUAUCCUCAAUGGCGGCCUUUCCUGGAUGUCCUCCGAGUACGGCGGCAUCAGCGAUCCUAUCAACUUCCUUGAUGCAGAAGUAGUCAAGUUUGAUGGCACUGUUGUCAUGGCAUCUCAGGAGCCGGGUCUUCUCUGGUCCCUACGCGGCGGCGGCGGCGGCUUUGGUAUCAUUACCAAAGUUCUUCUUCGGGCGCAUCCGUAA
This is a messenger RNA of Colletotrichum tamarilloi, 636 nucleotides long. RefSeq lists its product as uncharacterized. Lineage: Eukaryota; Fungi; Ascomycota; Sordariomycetes; Glomerellales; Glomerellaceae. Bases 1 to 636 code for a protein of 211 amino acids. Gene Ontology annotation, molecular function: FAD binding. The transcript is spliced from 3 exons. The record is from RefSeq and is a predicted model, not a curated record.